CGCCGACAUAAUUUGUAACAACAAAGCUGAUUGGCUGAUUUGCAGCAGGUGCGAGAAAAUUAUCCAAUAGCAAUCACGGUUACAUUUGAACGGAUCCAACAUGGUGAACCGGUGUUAGCAACAUGACAACACACUUCAUAUUUCUCUCGAUUUAAUCCCAAAUUCUAUUUCAUCUUGCUUUGAAAAUCGUCAGAAACACGUAGAGAGAAAACUUAAAGUUACAAGGGACAGGAAAGUGCAUUACUUUCAGCCCAAGAGUUUGAACUAAUAGCAAAAUGGGUUCUGCAAAACAACAGUCUGCAAUUUCAAAUGUUACAAAUGGAAUCUUGAGAGAAUGGGACAAGGGGUCCAAGAGUGUCCGGAAGAGGAUGCUGCAGGAUUUUAUUGCACAGAAUCAAAAUAAAACUGGACCAGAGCUUGAACAAGAAUUUGCCCAGGCAGCAAGUUUAUUUUUAACCAGGCUUACUGCAUGGUUGAGAUUGACAUACAUGUUGAACAAUUCAUGUUUGAAUGAGCAGUUGCGGAGUACAGCCAUAUUCCUUUCUGCAUCAAGUGGACACAAAUUUUUGGCAGAAUUCCUUGAGGUUGGUGGCAUCCUGACUGUCUUAGAGAUCAUCAACUUGAAGCAAGCCAAGGAGGCUGACAAAGCUGAAGCCCUGAGGCUCCUUCAAAUUGUUGCCAAUGCAGGAAGGAAAUACAAAGAAUUGAUGUGUGAAAGUUACGGUAUCAGGGCAGUGGCAGAGUGCCUAGCUAAGUCCAAAUCAGAAGAAACCCAGGAGUGUGCUAGGACGUUGCUGGAGACACUUGCAAGAGGAAAUCCAAAAUAUGAAAAUCAAGCUUAUAAAGCACUCAUCGUUCUCCUGUUGUGUAACUCACCGAAGGCACAACAGAUGGCAGCACAAACGUUACGGGUUGUUCAGCCAAUUGUUGGUGCUGCCAACCCAUCCAUUGUAGAGCCUCUGUUGACCUUGUUCAAAACUCUUCACUUGGAAGUACAGUAUGAAGCAAUUGAACUGGUAAAGCUACUGAUGAGCUACGAAGUGCAGUCUGAACUACUGAAAAAUUUGGUAACACUCCUGCGGCCAGCCAAAGAAGACAUGAUUAAGAAACCUGAAAUAUUGGAGGAUCCUGAUGUACCAAAGAUGAACGCCCCUCUUCCGGUGUUUGUCCAGCAAGCUGCUGUGGCAAAGUGUAUAGGGAUUUUAGCAAGAGAGUCAACCGAUUUGGCUGAGAAGUUGAUACAGUUGCGUGUUGUGCAUAACUUGAUGUACGCCAUGGGUAAUCUGGACUAUGCUGAUAGCCAGAGGCAGGCCAGCAUUAGUCUUGAGUUUUUGAGUACCAACUACCCUAUUGUUGAUGACCAUGUGAAAGAUGCCAUGGGUGAUGUCCUCUAUGAAAUGUUUAUUACAAACCCAGAAACACUCUACGUAAACAUGAACCCAAUACAAGCAGACGUGUUACGGUCAAACAAGGUCAACAUCCCAGGAUCACGCUACAGAUUCCAGUGAUAGAUGUGACCGAAUAAAAAAAGAUAGCAGGAGUGUCGCUUUGUUGUCCUCUAGCUCUACUGAUGAUUGACCCACAAAUUCGUUCUUUGCCUUUUCAUGCUCUGGAAUUACCAAGUGCAGUGGUGGAUUAAAUUAAAGAUUUUGCUGUGGGCGACAUGCUAUAGUAUGUCCCCAUGACAGGCCGUUGACGUGCGUAGCAUGUCAUGCCCUACUAUAAUUUUAGUUCAUCAGCACUUUGCCGCACUUGACCAAAUGCUCUUGGAAACAUAACUGGAAAUGGUUUUUAGAGUACAUUGCAUAAUCUCUUAGUCCGUUCAGUUAAAAGUAAGCACCAUUCAGCAUUCUCUCCUUCUGCUCCACUGCAUGGGCCGACACAGGCCUAAGUAUGGCUUCUGUAGCAGAAGGGUUAAAUUCAUGUCAACCUUUUUAGUGGUCAGACAUUGCAAACUUGAACAAAUGCUCUAUAGUUUAAUUGCUGAUCCUCAUCUGUGAGGUCCCACUUAUACUCUAGACUCAUCGAUCUAAGACCAGUUCAUUAACUUGAGGCGUGGCCGACCACAGUAUAAUGAAUGCAUUGAACAGGCAUGGUCCCUUCAUACUGAUUGGCUCACACUUGUCGGUCUUCAUGUUAUGGUAAGUUGAAUGACAGUGGUUGGCUUUGAGAAUGAACUGAUCACUUGUUACCCAACCACUGUACUUCUAUCAGUUGUUAUGGUGUGGUCGAUCAAUUUCCCUAUCUAAACGGCAUUGAUAAUGAAGUGAAAUCCUUACGGGCCUGCCUUCUGAACUCUGAAAUGAUGAAAUUGAUGCAAAGGCGAAUGGCAUGACCACCAGACAUACUGGUGUUGCCCAGCCAUUGUCCAUCCCGAUUGUUCAAUGUUGAAAGACAUCUCACGACAAUGUGCGUAAUAUUUAAGGGGGCUUGGUCUGCUUAUCCAGAAACAGUCUUUGAUCGGUGAGGCUAGAGUAUAUCGAUCCUUGCAAGGAGACCACAUGAUAAGUCAUUUUCUUGCAUCAAACUACAAUGGAACCUCCCUUAGCAGACAUCUUUCUAAUAGGGACACCCUCUCUAUUAAGGACAAUAGUUUUGGUCCCAAAUUGGUUGCUUCCAUUCAAUUUGACCUUUCUGAUCAGGACACCUCUCUAUUAAGGACAGCACUUGUCAGUCCUGAGGGUGUCCCUAAUAGAGAGGUUCUACUGUAUAUAAUUGUGUACUGUUAUGUCCUAUCAAAUUCAGAAAUUGAUGUUGCACAAGCAUUUGUAGUGUCUAACCUUCAUUUAUGAGCAGUUAAAAUUUGGGUGAAGGACCACACAAAUUAACACUUGACUAGUAUUAAAGUUUUAAAGUCGAUGUUUUUACAUUGAAGAAAUCUUAUGACUUAUUGCUUUGUUUUUAAUGUGAUAAAAAUAAAACUUGUGGUUGUAUAAAUAUAAAUAAUUGAUGUCGAAUUCAAUGUUCCCUCCGUCCAUUUCUGUUUAAAUAUAUCAUAUAU
Lineus longissimus is the source of this 3001-nucleotide messenger RNA. Its product is annotated as armadillo-like helical domain containing protein 1. Lineage: Eukaryota; Metazoa; Nemertea; Pilidiophora; Heteronemertea; Lineidae. The transcript is spliced from 11 exons. The coding region runs from base 276 to 1508 and encodes 410 amino acids. The record is from RefSeq and is a predicted model, not a curated record.